Molecule: messenger RNA, 3886 nt
Organism: Mangifera indica (mango)
Lineage: Eukaryota; Viridiplantae; Streptophyta; Magnoliopsida; Sapindales; Anacardiaceae
Product: putative disease resistance protein At3g14460
Exons: 6
Coding region: 1034-2224 (396 amino acids)
Source: RefSeq, a predicted model, not a curated record
CAAUAAUUGAUUUGUUAAAAUUAUCUUCACAUCUCCUAUAUCAGAAGCGAGAAUACCAGCCUCUCUCUUUUAUCGUUCUUUUCUUGCCUUUGUCCAACUGAUUCCCUGCUUUCGACUGCCAAACCCAUAACCAUAUGGCCCUGGAAUUGUCCUCCCUAAUUGCUAUUUUGGAAAACGUAUUUGACAGACUGGAGUCCAGAGAGUUGCUGGAUCGUUCACCAUGUCUGGGGGUAGCUUCACAGCUGGGAAAGUUGAAAAUACUUUUAAUGAAGAUUAAAUCAGUCCUCGUCGAUGUAGAGACGCAGCAACUCAAAAAGGAACUGAUAUCGUGUCUGGACGAUUUACUGGACUUGGUUUAUGAUCUGGAUGACAUGCUGGACGAGUUUACGACUGAUAUUUUAGGGCGUGAGCUGAUGGCUGAACGUUAUUUUAGCAUUAGCAAGGUGCGUAAACUUAUCCCUGCUUAUUUUACUGAUUUGACUCCAAAUAUCCAUAUGGCGUCCAAGAUAGAAUAUAUCACUCACCAAUUUGAAGCACUCGUCUAUCUUGGAGAACGAAUGAUUUCUAGAAAGAGAUCAACUGCUGUACCCCUCAAACCUGGAGAACAAAUGAUUCCUAGAGCGACAUCAACUGUUGUACGGACAAGACCACUCCCCACAUAUUUCCCUAUAAAUUCUGGUAUUUAUGGGAGAGAUGAAGAUAAAGCCAAGAUACUUGAAAUGGUGUUAAGUGACGAACUAAGUUUUAGUAUUAUAAGCAUUGUUAGGAUGGGAGCAAUUGGUAAAACAAGGCUAGUUCAGGAGGUCUACAACGACAAGGCUUUGGAAGGUUUCGAUAUGAGAGCAUGGGUAGAUGUCUCUUAUGGCACUGAUAUUCAACAAAUUUGCAAGCAGCUUCUCCAGCAGAUCACUUUAUCAUCUCGCAGGAUCUAUGGAUUACAAGAAUUACUAAUUGCACUGGCAAAAGCUGUAGCUGGAAAAAAAUUCUUGUUUGUCUUUAUGAAUGAUUGAAGAAUAAUGAUAUACAUGUGGAAAUGUUGCAAAUUGAGGAAUGUCAUUCUCUAACAUUUCUUACGAGAGGUCACCUACCUCCAUUUCUAGAACAACUCUCUCUAAUAAAUUGUAAGAAAUUGGACGGGUUGUUGGAUGAUAAAAAGGACACUUUCUCGUUUUCCACUUCAUCGGUGCAUGAUGAGGAUGUUACACUUGCCAGUACAAAUCUUCUUGAGUAUUUGUAUAUCUCCCAAUGCCCAUCUCUCACUUUUCUAUCAUCAAGGGACCAGUUAUUUAUUGGACUGAAACACCUUGAUAUUCGAGAUUGUUCGGGGCUUAGAACUUUGUUAUUGCAAGGUCAGUUACCCACAACACUGGAGCACCUGGAGAUUUCAGGUUGCUCAGAGCUUAUCAGGUUGUCAACUAAUGGUCUGUUACCUAAGAUGCUUAAACACCUGGACAUCGCUGAUUGUCCAAAGUUAAAGUCCAUAGCAAAGAGCUUCGACAAAGGCACGUUUGUUGGAUUUAUCCAGAUCAAGAACUGUAAAAAUCUUGAAUUCAUACCUGAGGGUAUACAUAAUCUGGAUAGUCUCCAUACAAUGUAUGUACAAGAUUGUCCUAGUCUUGUCUCCUUUCCUUCAAAAGGCUUUCCCAACACCAACUUAACUGUGUUAUCAAUUGAGAGGUGUGAGAAACUUACAGCUUUACCCAGCAGGCUGCAAAACCUCCACUGUCUUCAACAAUUAGUAACACGGCAGUGUCCAAGUAUCAUGUCCAUUCCCAAGGAAGGCUUCCCUGCCAAUCUAACCUCACUUUCAAUUGCUGAUGUCAGUCUGUAUAAUUCACUGUUUGAAUGGGGUCUGCAUAAUCUCACCAGUCUAAGAUACCUUGAGAUUAGGGGAUGCCUAGAUGCAAUUUGUUUUCCGAUAGAGGAAAUGAGUAUGGUGCUUCCAACCUCUCUAACUCAACUGACUAUUAGAGGAUUCCCAAAAUUGAAAUAUUUAUCAUCUAGGGGUUUUGAGACCCUUAAGUCUCUUGAAGAACUUUCCAUUAGUGAUUGCCCGGAGUUGUCAUCCUUUCCAGAAAGUUUGCCAUCCUCACUUCUGCAAUUGUAUAUUUCUAAUUGUCCUUCGCUGAAAAAGCACUGCAGAAGGAAUAAAGGACAAGAGUGGUCUAAGAUUGCUGAUAUUCCUCGUGUCAGAAUAGAUUAUGAAUUCAUCUACGAUACAUAGCAAGAAAAUCAUCUCUCUGAUAUGAUAAAAGUUCAACCCCCCAAUGCAAAUUUAUCAAUGCCGAUACCCGGACGAUGGUUUGAGAAGCUGGGUUCCAAUAUUGUGAACCAUCAGGAUACGAUGCCAAAACAUUGGAGGUCAGUACAUAGCAGUACCAGUUCACAGGCAUUGCUGCGUGGCAUUGCUUUCAUCUCUGUUCUGGAAGUUAGUCGCUCCGCCUGAUUGAUCUUUAUAUAAGCUGUUGUUGGUGAAAGCUGGGAUUGCAUCAGUUCUUUUUGAAAUGAGGUGUCUGAAAGGUAAAUUUGUGGACUUGUUUAAAGUGUGACAAUUGAAUGCCUUAAUGUGUAUGCAUUUACAUAUACAGACUAAAGAGGCUUUAUGUGAUUGACAAGGCAUUGAAUUUUUCUUUACUGAAGGGAGGUUGUGAUUGCAGAGGCAUAAAAUUUUCCCUUUCUAAUGAAAGCACAUUGUCUCACACCUUCAUAUUGACCAUCUGAGUUAUUGGGAUGGUUGUGAGCCCAUCUUUGUCUUUGUCGAGACAAAAAUUAAACUGUCGCUUACCUAGCAGGACAACAUCCAGUUAUUUAAGUAUAAUUCAGCCUUCUCUGACUAGUUUGCUUUGGUUUUGCAUUUUUUAUUCCAACUUCAUCUCACACUAGUUCUAUGUUGUUGUGGUACAACUUUAGAAAGCUCCUUGGUCCUGGAGGGACAACGCUGAGUGAGUAGAAGUGAUUACAGAGCGAACAGAGUAGCCUGUUCUGGGAAAACAGCAUGGCAAUAUUAUGGAUACAUCGAGUUUUUCUGGCAGGAUAUCCUUUAACAUGAUCACCAUGCGGAUAAUUGGAGUCGAAUCAGUAAGACAAGCAGAGAUAAAGCUACGCACCUUGCUAAUGCUAAAAUAACGCUUGGCCAUCAGCUCACGCCGUAAAUCACCUGUUGCAAGCUCAUCCAGUAUGUCAUCCACAUCAUAAGCCAAGUCCAGUAAAUCGUCCAGCCACAAUUUCAGAGCUUCAUUGGGCUGCUGCUUCUCUACAUCGACGAGGACUGCUUUACUGUGCCUCAAACCCAGAACGUGCUCUACAUAGGACGCAUCCACAAAAUACGUGAAUGCCGUCUGCCAAGUAUCACUCCCAAAACAUUAGAUACAUUAGAAAGACGAUGAGAUGAGAGAGCUUCUAAAACAGGAGAUUUGAAGACUGAGAUUUACCUUCUGGAAAUUGGAAUCAUAUACACAAAAUUUGGUAGAUGUUGCAGUUCUAGAAAUUGUAGUUUUGCAAAUGGGAUUAUAUUGCCAAUCAUCUUUGGAAAUUCACCCAACUUCUUUGCAUUGAUUAUUUCUUCCAUGCCGGCACAAUGUGACACUACAAUAUAAGUUUGUCAGGUCCUUCAAUCUUGAGCAUGAGCUUAUAUUGACCACAUGAACGCUUUUAAAUCCGGAAGGUCUUCAUGCUCUUUGUACUCUUUUUGCAUAGUCAAUCUUCAAUUCUUCCAAAUAUAUACAAUCCAUGAUUCAUAUCCGUGGACAAAACUUUGAGAUUGCGUAGCAAUCUUUGUGAGCUCAAAAACUUUCGAGCUUUGUAGUUAGGUGAGUUCAAAACCCUAGUUUUUAUUUUUAGUAACAGAGACUUGAAUUCAGGUAUUUUUCUUAGAAAUGUGGCCUUA